AUGGGCUCGGCCACCCUGGACCACCACCCAGAGGACGGCUGGAACAAAGACUGCGAGAUGGGAUUGGUCAAGUCCAGAGGAUUAGGCAACACCAGCCCCUCUGAUAGGACAGAAACGGCUCCCAGCCCCUCCCCUUCCACAGAGACAGAGACAGACAUCAAUUCAGAGCAGGAUCAAGAGUCCCUACCAUCUCCAUCUCCCUCCACCACGGGCACAGACUCCAAGCUCUCUAGCUACUCUAGGACCAUAACGAACCAGCUUACUGAGGGCUAUGAGAAUGUAGACUCCACCACAAGCGAUGAGGCUGCCAUCUUGGAGACAGAGGACCUGGACUUCAUGGGAGGGAUGGGAGGGGGAGGGGGUCUUGACCCUGACACCAUCUCCCUGGCCUCAGUCACAGCCGUCACCACUAACGUCUCCAACAAGAGAUCAAAACCAGACAUUAAGAUGGAACCUAGUGCCGGGAGACCAGUGGAUUACCAAGUUAGUGUUACCAUCGUAGAGGCCAGACAGCUAGUAGGGCUGAACAUGGACCCAGUGGUCUGUGUGGAGAUCGGAGACGAUAAGAAGUACACUCAGAUGAAGGAGUCGACAAACUGCCCAUAUUACAAUGAGUAUUUUGUCUUUGACUUCCACGUCCCAUCGGAUGUUAUGUUUGACAAGAUCCUGAAGCUGUCGGUCAUCCACUCCAAGAACCUGCUGCGUAGUGGCACCCUGGUUGGCUCCUUCAAACUGGACAUAGGCACCGUCUACUCACAGCCAGAACACCAGUUUUUCCACAAAUGGGCCCUUCUCUCUGACCCUGAUGACAUCACGGCCGGGUGCAAAGGUUACAUUAAAUGUGACAUCGCCGUUGUGGGGAAAGGAGACAACAUCAAGACUCCCCACAAGGCCACAGAAACUGAUGAAGAUGACGUAGAAGGUAACCUGCUGUUACCUGAGGGGGUUCCCGCGGAGCGCCAGUGGGCUCGCUACUAUGUGAAGAUCUAUCGAGCCGAGGGCCUUCCCAAGAUGAACACCAGCAUCAUGGCUAAUGUCAAGAAGGCUUUUAUAGGGGAGAACAAGGACCUUGUGGACCCUUAUGUACAAAUACUGUUCGCUGGCCAGAGGGGGAAAACAUCUAUCCAGAAGAGCAGCUACGAGCCCAUCUGGAACGAGCAGAUCAUCUUCACUGAGAUGUUUCCACCGCUCUGCAAACGCAUGAAGGUCCAGAUCCGCGACUCAGACAAAGUGAACGACGUGGCCCUCGGAACACACUUCAUUGACCUGAGAAAGAUCGCCAAUGAUGGAGACAAAGGCUUCCUUCCCACCCUGGGUCCGGCCUGGGUAAACAUGUAUGGCUCCACGCGUAGCUACACCAUCAUGGACGAGCACCAGGACCUGAACGAGGGUCUGGGGGAGGGGGUGUCUUUCAGGGCCCGUCUGCUGGUCAGCCUGUGUGUGGAGAUCCUGGACACCUCCUCUCCGGAGGUUAUGAGCUCUACAGAGGUCAAGGUGGAGGGGGUGCCCAAAAUCUCAGAGAGCGCCACAGGGAAAGUGGAGGAGUUCUUCCUCUUCGGGGCGUUCCUGGAGGCCACCAUGAUUGACAGGAAGAUUGGGGACAAACCAAUCUGCUUCGAGGUUACAAUAGGUAACUAUGGGAGUGAGAUUGAUGGUGUGACCAAACUCAAGUCGAGUAGCGGGAAGAAGAGUGGGGGAGACGGAGAUGAAGAGGAGACAGAGCUGAUCCAUGGAUCUAGUGAUGAAGAGGAGGGAGAUGAUGACAAUGACCUGGUCUCAGUGUCCACCACCCCGCCGAUGAAACCAGUCAUCACCGACAGAAACUAUUUCCACCUGCCUUACUUUGAGAGGAAGCCGUGUAUUUACAUCAAGAGCUGGUGGCAGGACCAGAGAAGAAGACUGUACAAUGCCAACCUUAUAGACAACAUUGCCGAUAAACUGGAGGAGGGUCUGAACGAUGUUCAGGAGGUCAUUAAGACAGAGAAGGCAUAUCCUGAACGCAGACUGAGAGGGGUCUUGGAGGAUCUCAGCAAUGGAUGCAGUCAAUUUCUGACUCUGGCUAACAAGGACCAAAACCAGACUGGGAGGACCAAGCUGGACAAAGAGAGACUCAAGUCCUGCAUGAGGGAACUGGAGAACUUAGGUCAGCAGGCUAAGACCAUCAGGACACAGGUGAAGAAGAACACAGUGAGGGAUAAGAUCAAGCUGGUGCAGAACUUUCUCCACAAGCUCAGGUUCCUAGCUGAUGAGCCGCAGCACAGUAUCCCUGACAUCUACAUCUGGAUGAUGAGUAAUAACAAGCGAAUCGCCUAUGCCCGUGUCCCCUCCAAAGACAUCCUGUACUCCGGGGUGGACGAGGAGACUGGGAAGGACUGUGGCAAAGUCAAAACCAUCUUCCUUAAGCUGCCUGGUAAGAAGGGCUUUGGGGCAGCUGGCUGGACAGUGCAGGCUAAGACAGAGAUCUACCUGUGGCUGGGUCUGAACCGUCAGAGGAAAGACUUCCUGUCUGGUCUGCCCAACGGCUUUGAGGAGAACAAGAUGCUGAAAGGACCUGGCUCACAGUCUGCUCCCCCCAUCAGCCUCACAUACAUGAUGAAGCAGAUCUUCCAGCUGAGGGUCCAUAUGUACCAGGCUCGCAGCCUGUUUGCGGCAGACAGCAGCGGCCUCUCUGACCCCUUCGCCAGGGUCUUCUUCUCCACACACAGCCAGGUCACAGAGGUGUUGAAUGAGACACUGUGUCCCACCUGGGACCAGCUGAUGGUGUUCGACAAUGUAGAACUGUUCGGAGAGGUCGGCGAACUCAGGGACGACCCUCCUAUAAUCGUCAUAGAAAUCUAUGACCAGGACACGGUGGGCAAAGCAGAGUUCAUGGGCAGGACUUUCGCCAAGCCCAUAACUAAGAUGGCUGACGAACACUACGGACCUCCACGUUUCCCUCCCCAACUAGAGUACUACCAGAUCUAUAGGGGGAACUGCACCGCUGGAGAGAUGCUGGCAGCCUUCGAACUGCUGCAGAUUGGUCCGCAUGGUAAAGCUGACCUGCCGCCCAUCGACGGUCCUUCAGACAUGGACCGUGGUCCCAUCCUACCUGUCCCUCUGGGCAUCAGACCAGUCCUCAGCAAGUACAGGAUUGAGGUGCUGUUCUGGGGGCUCAGGGACCUGAAGAGGGUCAACCUAGCCGCGGUGGACAGGCCUCGUGUGGACAUAGAAUGUGCCGGUAAAGGGGUCCAGUCUUCCCUGAUCCAGAACUACAAGAAAAAUCCCAACUUUGGCACCCUGGUUAAGAUGUUUGAGGUGGAUCUGCCUGAGAACGAGCUGCUCCACCCUCCCCUGAACAUCAGAGUGGUGGACUGCAGAGCGUUCGGUCGCUACACCUUAGUGGGGAACCAUGCUGUCACCACACUACGCAAGUUCAUCUACCGGGCAGCAGACAAGCAAGCCAACAACUGGAACACUCAAGAGGAGAUCAUUGUCAACUACGAGCCAGAACCCUCCAUCAAGAAGAUGGAGACCAUGGUUAAGCUGGACUCUGGGUCUGAUGCGGUGGUUAAAAUUGAGGUAGGUGAGGAUGAUAAGGGAGGGAAGAAGAAGAAGAGAAAGAAGGGAGGAGACGAGGUGGAGGAGGAAGAGUUUGAUGAGAGCAUGUUGGAUUGGUGGUCAAAGUACUUCGCCUCGAUCGAAACUCUGAUGGAGAUUCUCAAGGCUCAGGAGGCAGCUAUGGCAGAUGCCGAGGAGAAAGAGGACCAAGAUAUUUCUGCUGAGGGUGGAGAGAUCAAAUCUGAUGACUCUCCUGUCAAAGGAAAGAAAGGAAAAGGAAAGGACAAGAGGAGGCCUGGAGAUAUGCCAGAGAAGAAGAAGCACAAACUCAAUGAGCUGCAGGUGUACCCCAAGGAGUUGGAGAAGGAGUUUGAUAACUUUGAAGACUGGCUUCACACCUUCAACCUGUUCAGAGGAAAGGCCGGAGACGACGACGACCAGAACAUGGCGGAUGAGGACAGGAUUAUUGGCAAAUUCAAAGGUUCUCUGUGCAUGUACAAAGUGCCAGUGUCAGAUGAGAUGCAGAGGGAGAUGGGCUUCGACUCCAACAUGGGCAUGUUCCAGAACAUUCCAACCAACGACCCAAUCAACGUUGUAGUCCGGGUCUAUAUCAUCAGAGCAACUGAUCUGCAUCCAGCGGAUAUCAAUGGAAAAGCUGAUCCAUACAUCGCUAUCAAACUAGGAAAAUCAGACAUCAAAGACAAAGAGAACUACCUCUCCAAGCAACUCAACCCUAUCUUUGGCAAAUCUUUUGACAUCGAAGCCACAUUUCCCAUGGACUCUACACUAACAGUGUCCAUCUAUGACUGGGACUUAGUGGGCACUGACGACCUGAUUGGGGAGACUAAACUGGAUCUGGAGAACCGCUACUACAGCAAGCACAGAGCCAUAUGUGGCCUCCCAUCCAAAUAUGCCGUCCAUGGCUACAAUGUGUGGCGGGACCCCCUGAAGCCAACCCAGAUCCUGGCCAAGCUGUGUAAAGAGGGCAAGCUGGACGGGCCCCACUAUGGCCCUGGAGGACGGGUCAAGGUGGCCAACAGGAUCUUUAUGGGCCCAACCGAGAUCGAAGAUGAAAAUGGUCUGAAGAAGCAGACAGAUGAGCACCUGGCCCUGACGGCGCUGAAGCACUGGGAGGAUAUCCCCAGGGUGGGCUGUAAACUCAUCCCAGAACAUGUGGAGACCAGGCCACUCCUCAACCCUGACAAGCCUGGCAUCGAACAGGGGAGGAUUGAGAUGUGGGUGGACAUGUUCCCCAAGGAUAUGCCUGCACCUGGACCAGCCAUUGAUAUCGCACCCAGAAAACCAAAGAAGUUUGAACUGAGGGUGAUCAUCUGGAACACAGACGAGGUCAUUCUAGAGGAUGAUGACAUCUUCACUGGAGAAAAGUCCAGUGAUAUCUUCGUGCGGGGCUGGCUGAAGGGUCAGCAGGAGGACAAGCAGGACACAGACGUCCACUACCAUUCCCUGACAGGGGAGGGUCUCUUCAACUGGCGCUUCAUCUACCCCUUUGACUACCUACAGGCUGAGGAGAAGAUUGUCAUCUCUAAGAAGGAGUCUAUGUUUGCCUGGGACGAGACUGAGUAUAAGAUCCCUGCUCGUCUCAACCUACAAGUCUGGGAUGCUGAUCACUUCUCUGCAGAUGACUUUUUAGGUGCCAUUGAGCUGGAUCUGAACCGUUUCCCUCGUGGAGCGAAGACAGCCAAGCAGUGCUCCAUCAACAUGGUGCUGAACGAACAGGAUAUUCCCAUGGUGUCCAUCUUCAAACAGAGGAGGAUCAAGGGCUGGUGGCCCUUCCUGGCCAGAGAUGAGAAUGACGAGUUUGAACUCACUGGGAAAGUGGAAGCAGAGCUGCAGCUGAUGACUGCAGAGGAGGCUGAGAAGAACCCAGUAGGUGAAGGACGCAACGAACCUGAACCCCUGGAGAAACCCAACCGUCCAGACACAGCCUUCCUGUGGUUCCUUAUGCCUUUCAAGGCCAUCAAAAACCUCAUCUGCAACCAGUACUUCUGGCUCACGAUCAAGUUAGUUGUGGCCCUGCUGCUGGUGCUCAUCCUGGGCCUCUUCAUAUACAGCAUGCCUGGAUACAUGGUCAAGAAGCUAAUGGGGGCUUGAGAAGUGGAAAAUCUUAAAAGGGAUAGUUACUCAACAACUUCCAAACUCGAUAAUAUAUUAAACGACUUGUUUUCAGUAACAAGCAUCUCCUCUUCUCAUGGAGUCCCUGUAAUGUUUUUGCCAUUUGACAAGACAAUCGUACACACACCAUGUAUCGUUAAAAAAAGGUACCAAAACCAUGUCCAAGUAUAAAUAAAUAAUACAAUAAAUAUGAUUUAUUAUCUAUAUAUAUACAUCCCUUUCAAAUACCUGUUCAAGGACAUACAGUAGUAAACAUUUUAAUAUUAUGGGGUUGCAAAAAACUUCAAUCUACAAAGUAAAAUGUUUUGUUUUGGAGUUCUGAUUUUGUUCUUGCUUGAAGUCAUGUAUUAGCCUUGGUUUGCACUGACUGACUUUUCUGUGGCUGUUGAUAUUAAUGUCUUUGUUUAACAGUGUGCAGUAUGUAGUAUAUUACGUAUAAUCUGGGUUUUGUGAAUAAACUGAGAAGAACAAUAA
Salmo salar (Atlantic salmon) is the source of this 6144-nucleotide messenger RNA. Its product is annotated as otoferlin. Gene Ontology annotation, molecular function: calcium ion binding; AP-2 adaptor complex binding. Gene Ontology annotation, biological process: plasma membrane organization; synaptic vesicle priming. Gene Ontology annotation, cellular component: presynaptic active zone membrane; synaptic vesicle membrane. The record is from RefSeq and is a predicted model, not a curated record. NCBI's taxonomy places the organism in Eukaryota, Metazoa, Chordata, Actinopteri, Salmoniformes, Salmonidae.